Molecule: messenger RNA, 2134 nt
Organism: Labrus mixtus (cuckoo wrasse)
Lineage: Eukaryota; Metazoa; Chordata; Actinopteri; Labriformes; Labridae
Gene: meis2b
Product: Meis homeobox 2b
Exons: 13
Coding region: 231-1394 (387 amino acids)
Biological process (GO): eye development; animal organ morphogenesis; embryonic pattern specification
Molecular function (GO): DNA-binding transcription activator activity, RNA polymerase II-specific; RNA polymerase II cis-regulatory region sequence-specific DNA binding
Source: RefSeq, a predicted model, not a curated record
UCUGCGGUCAGUCAGCUUGUUGGCUCGUGCGGACGGAGAUGAGCUCGCGCGCAGAGUGAGGAGAUCUUCAGAGUGCGCGGACACACGCUGCCUCUGAUCAGCUGAUUAUUGAUGAAUAUUUUUUAUUAUUAAUAAUUGUACUUUGAUUAAUAUUUUUUAUUAUUAUUCAUUUUAUUUUGGAUUAAACUCUUGAUCUAACUUUCUGUGCACGUGAGGAGCAGCGCGCGGACAUGACGCAGAGGUACGAAGACCUGUCUCGUUUCGGGGGGGCCAUGGACGGGGUUGGGGUCUACGGAGACCCUCACGCGCCCCGGCCGCUACCGCAGGUCCACCACUUGAACCAGGGGCCGCCCCCCCACCCCCCACAGCACUACGGAGCGCAUGCGCCGCACAACAUCCUGCCGGGCAGCGUGGGGGGGUCGAUGAACGAGGCCCUGAGGAGGGACAAGGACCAGGUGUACGGGCACCCCCUGUUUCCGCUCCUCGCGCUGGUCUUUGAGAAGUGUGAGCUCGCGACCUGCACGCCUAGAGAGCCAGGUGUGGCGGGAGGUGACGUCACCUCCUCGGACUCCUUCAACGAGGACAUUGCCGUGUUCGCCAAACAGAUCCGCGCGGAGAAACCUCUGAUCUCCUCCUCCGACCCGGACCUCGACAACCUGAUGAUUCAGUCCAUCCAGGUGCUCCGCUUCCACCUGCUGGAGCUGGAGAAGGUGCACGAGCUGUGUGAUAACUUCUGUCACAGGUACAUCAGCUGUCUGAAGGGGAAGAUGCCCAUCGACCUGGUCAUCGACGAUCGUGACGGCUGUAAGUCGGACUUCGACGACUUGUCCGGGUCCUCCACACACCUGGCCGACCACAAUCCUGCGUCCUGGAGAGACCUGGACGACACCCACUCCACGCCAUCCAUAGGGACCCCAGGGCCGUCCAGCGGGGGACACGUCUCUCAGAGCGGGGACAACUGCAGUGACAUGGGGGACGGACUCGACCACGGCCUGGCGUCACCGGGGACUGGAGACGAGGACGACCUGGACAAGAAGAGGCAGAAAAAACGAGGGAUCUUCCCCAAAGUGGCCACAAAUAUUAUGAGAGCGUGGCUGUUCCAGCAUCUCACACACCCGUACCCGUCAGAGGAGCAGAAGAAGCAGCUCGCACAGGACACAGGCCUCACUAUCCUGCAGGUCAACAACUGGUUCAUCAAUGCGAGGAGAAGAAUAGUUCAGCCGAUGAUCGAUCAGUCCAACAGAGCAGUGACUCAGAGUACUCCCUACAGUCCAGAUGGCCAGCCAAUGGGUGGCUUCGUACUGGAUGGACAGCAGCACAUGGGCCUCAGAGGAGGUCCGAUGAGUGGCAUGGGGAUGAACAUGGCGAUGGAUGGACAGUGGCACUACAUGUAGAGCUGCACGCCGAGGCCUGAUUCUCUCACAGGGUUAUGUCUCCAUGGUGACUCAGGGAUCUUCUUCCAUCAGGCUGUGAGCUGAGGACCACAUACCCCAUUGGACCUGAUCACCCCCCCACCAACACACACAUACACACAGGGGGCAUGCCUCAGAGGAUCACGUGGUACAGCCCCCCGAUCGAACAAGAUAAGAUAAGAUAUACUUUAUUCAUCCCAGCAGGGAAAUGUAGGUGUUCCAGCAGCCAGCAUACAUACAAACACACAACACAUAUAUACAUACAUAUCCCACCCAUACAAAAAACAUGAGGCCACAAUACAUAGCCAGGAUAAAAAAGUGGUAUGGAUGGUCCACGUGUAGCUGUUACUCAUAGAUAACAGUAUAAGAAAUCUCAGUAGAGAUAUGAGAACAGAACGGGACGUCUCACUCCUCUACAUUUCCUGUCAAUUAUUUAUUUAUUUAUUGAUUUUAUACCGGCGGUGAGGUCCGUUACACAAUGGGAGCGAGUGAUGUUUUGUAUUGUGUAUUUGUAAAUAAAUGUGUGUGUAGAUGUUAGAGUGACCUUUGACUUUUGACACAGACACCUUUUCUAAAACAGAUUUGUAAACAAAAGAAACUGCUGAUGUUUGUGUUCAUCACUUUUUACAAACAGAUUAUAAACUGUGUUUUUUAUCUUCGAGUGAGAACUCACACCGAAUAAACACUAUCUGAUGAAGAGGAGCAGCAAUGUGUUUUAUUGU